This is a messenger RNA of Acanthosepion pharaonis, 1608 nucleotides long. The record is from the annotation of a GenBank genome assembly. Lineage: Eukaryota; Metazoa; Mollusca; Cephalopoda; Sepiida; Sepiidae.
AUGACCUGUGAGCCCGGUGAGGAUCGGACUCACUUACGAGCGUCGAAUGGUGGAAUAGCUUUCAUUACUUUCUAUAUUUCUAGAAAUGUCUCUUUGCACCUAAUAAUGUUUACGUGUCUAGUUUUGCUUGUGCCUCUUUCUUUCUUACUUUUUUUUGUAAUAUUUGAAAGUUAUACCUAUUGUUUUGUUGUCGCUAUCUCCCUCUCUCUUUCUCCCGCUCUCUCUCUCUAUCUAUCUAUCUAUCUAUCUCUCCCCUUCUAUCAUUCGACCCUUAAUACCUUCCGUCUGUUCCUCUCCCGUGACGACCUCUCGCCAUCUCUUACAAUGGGACUUACUCGUGGAUUGCCUUUGUUGGGACUUUUCUUUGGACUUUUCCUUCCAUCUACAACAGCAGUUUGUGUUGUGAACGGCCCUCUUGGAAUGACGACGGGAGAAAUUAAGGAUUUUCAGAUUAAGAGUUCUAACAGCUAUCCCCAAGAAUGGGAUAAGUUCUGCCACGAAAAAUAUGGCCGCGUUUACAUGCCCAAUAAAUACGGCUGGUGUGCCAAGUACAAAUCUCCGUCAGAAUGGCUGAUGGUAGAUCUUGGAGUAGCUGCAAAGGUGACAGGCGUGAUGACGCAGGGUCGAGGUGAUGGCGUCGAAUGGGUUACAUCGUUUUUGGUUUCUUACAGCAUGGAUUCUUUCGAAUGGCAUUAUGUGCAUGAUGACUACAAUAACCAAAAGGUUUUUGAAGGAAACAUUGAUGCUUAUACGGUAAAACAUUCAUACUUCGAUCGACCAAUACUUGCAAGAUAUAUCAAAUUCCACACUGUCAGCUGGAAUAGACAUCCAAGUAUGCGCGUUGAAAUUCUCGGAUGUCAGUUAUGUAAAGAACCAAUCGGUUUGCCUCCUUACGGAAAGAUGAGUGCAUCGUCAAAUUUGUCCUUUAGACGAAAGAGUUCCUGUCAACCAGAAGAUGGAAACAUUCUCAGCAACAAAGCUUGGUGUUCCAAAAAACAAGAUAAAAACCAAUGGCUUCAAAUUGAUAUCGGUCCUCCAACUUUGAUUACUGCAAUUAUUGUAAGGGGUCGAGCUGAUACACGUCGAAAACACUGGGUUACGAAAUUCAACGUCACCUACAGCAAUGAUACUCAAGUCUGGUAUGGCUACCGUGAUGCGCUGCACUUGGCAAGUAAGAAUCAGUGGCAAUGGAAUUCAGAAAGCCAUAGUGAUGAAGGACUGGUAUCCACUAAUUUACUAUCUAUUUAUCUAUCUAAACUCAUUCUGUUAAUAUCUAUCUAUCUAUCUAAAAUAUCUAUCUAUCUCUAUAUGAUUCUGUUCCUAUCUCUCUAUCUCAUUCUGUUCAUAUGUGUGCAUUUAUCUAUCUCAUUCUGUUCAUUGAAUCUAUCUAUCUAUCUAUUCAAAUCUAUCUAUCUAUCUCAUUCUGUUAAUUUCUAUCUAUCUAUCUAUCUAUCUAUCUAUCUAUCUGGUUCUUGGGGAUCUCUCUAUCUCAUUCUUUGUUCAUAUAUAUGCGUUUAUCUAUCUCAUUCUGUUCAUAUCUCUAUAAUUCUUUCCAACAUCUAUCUAUCUAUCUAUCUAUCUAUCACAGUCAUGUCCACAUCUCUGUAA